AUGUGUGGUUUUUCAUUUGCGGCUGUAACUAUAUUGUCAAUUGCACAUCAGAUGAUUCCAUUCACUUCUACUGCUGCUUCUGCUUUCACAACUGUCUUGCUAAGUCUUCUUAUUCAUGUGUUCGCUCCUCAUCACAUCGUCUUCCCUCCAACGCAAGUUUUUUCUUUCAUCCAUUGCCUAGCUGUCGAAAAUCCCCAAAAUUAUUCACCCAAAAUCCUGAGAUCCAAAGCAAAUUCACCGAGUCUUGAUCCACAGUGCAAACAACUUUUUUCCUUUACAGACAAUUUGCUUGCUUAUUUAGAAUGCGAAAGGCUCAGUCACAAGAGAGCUGGAGUUGAAUUUGAAGAACGCUUCCACUCUGAGCAGUGCGGGCCUUAUAGUAUGUUAGGUAAUGGGGCAAGGUUCCUUGGACCAUCUGCUGCUGGUAACGCCGCUGGGUCAAAUAAUAGUCAACAGCAUCAAACACAAUUGGGCCGGGGUGUAUGGCCCACAGCGACAGCCUUCCAGACAAAUGGUGGUGAAUGUGAGUACCAAGAGAGUUGA
This is a messenger RNA of Clunio marinus, 543 nucleotides long. The record is from the annotation of a GenBank genome assembly. Lineage: Eukaryota; Metazoa; Arthropoda; Insecta; Diptera; Chironomidae.